AUGAAGGAAGGUGGAGGUAUGGUCGUCCGGCCAGACGGCCAUUCAUCUACUAUGGAAGCAGCUUCGCCUGCGGUGGCGGCGGCAGGCACUGCUUCUCUGGACCUGUCUCUAACACUGGCCCCUGUGUCACCACCACCACCAGCACCACCUUCCUCCUCUUGUUGGGCUGCAGCAGAAGUUGUUCUUCCUUCUUCUACAGGGGCCGGUGGCAAUUACCAUGGCCAUGGUGGUGGGAGGCUCUUCUUGUGCCUCUUCUGCGAUAAGACCUUCCUCAAGUCGCAGGCGUUGGGGGUCCACCAGAACGCGCACAAGAAGGAGAGAGCCGCCGGCAGCUGGAACGCCCAACUCUACCUUCGCGCGGCAGGGGCAGACAACCAGCCGGCCGCCGCGACGUCCAUGCUGCCAGCGACCUGGCCGCCCGCACUACUCGCAUGUUGUCCAUUUUACUUUUCUGAAUUUUGCCUCCACUGGCUUUGCAAAAAGGAGUAG
Triticum aestivum (bread wheat) is the source of this 489-nucleotide messenger RNA. RefSeq names its product zinc finger protein 628-like. Gene Ontology annotation, molecular function: DNA-binding transcription factor activity. The record is from RefSeq and is a predicted model, not a curated record. The transcript has a single exon. The coding region runs from base 1 to 489 and encodes 162 amino acids. NCBI's taxonomy places the organism in Eukaryota, Viridiplantae, Streptophyta, Magnoliopsida, Poales, Poaceae.